AUGGCGGACGAACAAUCGCUCCCAGAACGACCCAAGGAUGCCCCUGCCGCAGCCGCCCCUCCCACCGAAGGCGCCGCCGCUGCUGCCGAAGGCGAAGACAAGGGCCCAUCAAAAUCCGCAUUGAAGAAACUCGCCAAGGAGAAAGAAAAGGCCGAAAAAGCCGCCAAGCGCGCCGCCGAGGAAGCUGCACGUAAGAAGGAAUCAGAAGCCAACGAUGUCAGCGCCGAGAACUAUGGCGAAUUGCCUAUGAUUCGGGAGAGCACUGGCGUUGAACACAGGCGGUUGGAGGAUUUGAGGGAGAAAUAUGAUGGAAAGGACUUUGGCGGUGAAGGAGGAGAAGGAGUUGCGGGAAUUGGGCCGGAGGUCGUGUUCAGAGCGGCAGUGGAGAAUGCGAGAAAUCAGAGCGCCAAAUUGUCGUUUUUGGUUUUUGCUCAGGGGCAUAGUACUAUCCAGGCGGUUGUUGCGGCGAGCGACACGUUGAGUCGACAGAUGGUCAAAUUCGCUGGAAGCAUCCCUACAGAGAGUGAGGUUAUCGUCCAUGGUCGACUUGGUAAGCCGCGAGAACCGGUCAAGAGCACGACGAUCCAGAAUCUCGAGGUCCACGUCAACAAACUCUACAUUCUGUGCAAGGCAGAUGCACAACUACCACUUCAAGUCGCCGAUGCAGAAGGUCGGAUCCCUGCCGAAGGUGAAGAAAACGCGGUCCGAGAAGAUGGAAAGCCCAUUGUCUCGCUCCAUGCACGUCUCACCAACCGGACAAUCGAUCUCAAAGCAAACCUCAAUCACGCAAUCUUCAAAGUGAAAUAUGGCGUGCAGAAGCUCUUUACAGAAUUCCUUGACGAGCGCGGCUUCCUUCUGAUGAACUCGCCGCGUCUCCUCGGUGCUGCAAGUGAAGGUGGCGCCAACGUCUUCGAAGUCAAAUACUUCAACUCGAAAGCAUACCUCGCGCAAUCACCACAACUGUACAAGCAAAUGAUGAUUGCUGCACGAUUCGAGCGAGUCAUGGAGAUCGGUCCCAUUUUCCGCGCGGAGAACAGCAACACUGCCCGACAUCUCACAGAGUUCACCGGACUCGAUCUGGAAAUGGCAUUCGAGGAACACUACCACGAAGUCGUCACGCUGAUCGAAAACCUCAUGCUUCACAUCUUCGAGGGUCUCCGCACGCGCUACGCCAAGGAGACCGAACUCGUCCGCAGCGUCUACCAAGUCGAAGAAUUCAAACUGCCCCAAUCCGGCAAAGUCCCACGCCUGCAUUUCAAAGAAGGUAUCCAAAUGCUGCGCGACGCCGGCGAAGAAGUCGCCGAUUUCGACGACCUCUCCACCCCGCAAGAGAAGAAACUUGGCGCCCUCGUCCUCGAGAAAUACGGCUCUGACUUCUACGUCCUCGACCAAUACCCCCUCGCCAUUCGUCCCUUCUAUACCAUGCCCUCGAAGGAAUCCCAGGCCAACUACGACCCGAAGGACCCUAACGCCGGCUACUCAAACUCCUACGAUUUCUUCAUGCGCGGCCAGGAGAUCAUGUCCGGUGCUCAGCGUAUCCACAAUGCGACAUACCUCGAGAAGCGCAUGCGUGAGCACGUCACUCCCGUCGACCCGCAGAGCGAUGGACUCAGGGACUAUGUCAAUGCGUUCCGAUAUGGUUGCCCGCCACAUGCGGGUGGUGGUAUCGGAUUGGAGAGAAUCGUCAUGUUGUACCUGGGCCUCCCGAAUAUCCGUCUCGCGUCGCUGUAUCCUCGCGACCCGUCGAGGUUGAUCCCUUAA
This is a messenger RNA of Dissoconium aciculare CBS 342.82, 1761 nucleotides long. Its product is annotated as aspartyl-tRNA synthetase. Gene Ontology annotation, molecular function: aspartate-tRNA ligase activity; ATP binding; RNA binding. The coding region runs from base 1 to 1761 and encodes 586 amino acids. Gene Ontology annotation, cellular component: aminoacyl-tRNA synthetase multienzyme complex; cytosol; cytoplasm. Lineage: Eukaryota; Fungi; Ascomycota; Dothideomycetes; Mycosphaerellales; Dissoconiaceae. The record is from RefSeq and is a predicted model, not a curated record. The transcript has 2 exons. Gene Ontology annotation, biological process: aspartyl-tRNA aminoacylation.